Molecule: messenger RNA, 904 nt
Organism: Durusdinium trenchii
Lineage: Eukaryota; Dinophyceae; Suessiales; Symbiodiniaceae
Source: the annotation of a GenBank genome assembly
UGGCUCAAGGUGCAGUUUUGAUCUUCCAAGCAGUUGCCAACCCGUUUCAACAAAGUAAACGAGAGCCAUGGCAAAUCCUGCCCUGACUGAAGAUGCCGUGAACACGGGUGCAGUUGCAUGGGUCUUGACCUCUGCAGCUUUGGUGUUCUUGAUGACAGCCGGACUUGGCUUCUUCUAUGGUGGCUUGGUGAGAGACACGAACGUCAUCAACACCAUGAUGAUGAGUGUAGCAUCAAUGGCCAUCGUAUGCUUGACCUGGGUCGUCUUCGGGUUCUCUUGGGCCUUUGGAGACAAUGGCGGUGCAGCCAUUGGAAACAUCGUGGGGAACUUUGACUACAGCCUGUGGAUGAACCUGGACAUGAAGAUGUGGGGUGACUCCGGUCUUCCUGGUCUUUGUUUUGCAGCUUUCCAGAUGACCUUUGCCAUCAUCGCUUCAGCCAUCAUCUCGGGCUCCUUGGUUGAGCGCAUGCGCUUCAGCGCAUAUUCCAUCAUGUUGGCCUUGUGGUCUUUGCUGAUCUAUGCCCCACUCUGCCAUUGGGUUUGGGGCCCCGGUGGAUGGAUCGCCGAGAUGGGAGCUUUGGAUUUUGCUGGAGGCACAGUGGUGCACAUCAGCUCUGGCGUGUCCGGGCUGGUUGCAGGUGCCAUUGUCGGACCCAGAAGGCAUGUGGAGAAGGAGCUGGGGCCUGCCAAUGCUCCUUUCGUGAUCCUUGGUGGUAGCCUGCUGUGGUUUGGCUGGUUGGGCUUCAACGGCGGAUCUGCUUUGUCAGUGAGCGAUGGUGUGGCGGCCCGUGCUGUGGCCACCACAUUUGUCGCAGCAGCUUCCUCCAUGUUGACCUGGUUGAUGUUGGAACGUCUUCUGAAAGGCAAAGCCUCCAGUGUCGGAGCCUCUGUCGGAGCAGUGGCU